AUGCGGGCGGCGGCGCUGGUGCUGCUGGCGGCGGCGCUGAGCGGCCCCGGGGCCGGGGCACGGAGCUGCCCCGCGCUCAGCCUGGGCUGCAAGUGCUCGGCCGAGCGGGCCAAGGCGGGCGGCGGCCCCGGCGCGCCCCGGAGGAGGGUGGUCUGCAGCGGCGGGGGGCUCCCCGCGCCGCCCGAGCCGCGACUGCUGCCCGACGGCACCGUCACGCUGCUGCUGAGCAACAACAAGAUCACGGUGCUGGAGAACGGCUCUUUCUUCGGGCUGUGGGCUCUGGAGAAGCUGGACCUGAAGAACAACCUGAUCAGCACAGUCCAACCGGGCGCCUUCCUGGGGCUCGCCGAGCUGAAGCGGCUGGAUCUCUCCAACAACCGCAUCGGCUGCUUGAGCGCCAGCGUCUUCCAGGGGCUCCCCAACCUCCUCCGGCUGAACAUGUCCGGGAACAUCUUCUCCAGCCUCCCGCCCGGCGUCUUCGACGAGCUCCCCUCCCUGAAAGUCGUGGACUUCGCCACCGAGUACCUGACGUGCGACUGCAACCUGCGCUGGGUGCUGCCCUGGGCCCGCGACCGCUCGGCGCAGAUCUCGGAGCGGACGGCGUGCGCGUUCCCCCGGCAGCUGCGCGGCGUGGCCCUGCGCGGGGCGCGGGACGGGCAGCUCCGCUGCGCGGGCGCCCCGGAGCUGCACACCCACCACCUCAUCCCGUCGCUGCGCCAGGUGGUGUUCCAGGGGGACCGGCUGCCCUUCCAGUGCACGGCCACGUACCUGGACAACAGCACCCAGAUCCGGUGGUUCCACAACCACGAGCCCGUGGAGGAGGACGAGAGGACGGGCAUCAUCGUGGAGGAGAGUCUCAUCCAUGACUGCACCUUCAUCACCAGCGAGCUCAUCCUCUCCAACAUCCACGUCUCCGCCAACGGCGAGUGGGAAUGCGCUGUCUCCACCUCCCAGGGCAACGUCAGCAAGAAGGUGGAGAUCGUGGUGCUGGAGACCUCCGCGUCCUACUGCCCUGCCGAGCGGGUCACCAACAACCGCGGGGACUUCAGGUGGCCCCGCACCCUGGCGGGUAUCACGGCCUACCAGCCCUGCCUGCAGCACCCGUUCGCCGCGGGGCCGGCGGGCGCGGGCGCGGCGGGCGAGAAGCAGGCGUGGCGGCGCUGCGACCGCGCCGGGCGCUGGGAGGACGGCGACUACUCCCACUGCCUCUACACCAACGACAUCACCCGCGUGCUCUACACCUUCGUGCUGAUGCCCAUCAACGCCUCCAACGCCCUGACCCUGGCGCACCAGCUCCGCGUCUACACGGCCGAGGCAGCCAACUUCUCGGACAUGGUCGAUGUCCUCUACGUGGCCCAGAUGAUAGAGAAGUUUAUCGGCUACGUGGACCAGAUCAAGCAGCUGACGGACGUGAUCGUGGAGAUGGCCAGCAACAUCAUGCUGGUGGAUGACCACAUCCUGUGGAUGUCGCAGAAGGAGGAGAAGGCCUGCACCAGCAUCGUCCGCUCCCUGGAGAGGAUCGCAGCCCACACGCUGGGCAGCAACUCCCAGCACAUGGCAGUGAACUCCCGCAACAUCGCCUUCGAGGCGUACGUGGUGAAGCCUGAGAGCUACGUGGGGCUGAGCUGUGUGGCGUUCCAGCGGCGGGACGGGGCUGCACCAGGACGUGCCCCCCCGGCUGAGCGGGGGGCCGAGCCCGUGCCCGACCAGCAGCUCAGGUUGCGCUGCACCACGGGGCGCCCCAAUGUCUCCCUGACCAGCUUCCACAUCAAGAACAGCAUCGCCCUGGCCUCCAUCCAGCUGCCCCCCAGCCUGUUUGCCAGCCCGGUCCCGGCCGCACCAGGGACUGACUGCAAGCUCCAGCUGCUGGUCUUCCGCAACGGGAAACUCUUCUGCAGCACCGGCAACUCCUCCCGGCUGGCUGACGAUGGCAAACGCCGCAGCGUGGCCACUCCGGUCAUCUACGCCGGGACCUACGGCUGCGGAGUGGGAAACCUGUCGGAGCCGGUGGCCGUGUCACUGCGGCACCCCGGGGAGGGCGCGGACCCCGUGGCCGCCUACUGGAACUUCGAGGUGCUGGGGGGCAUGGGGGGCUGGAGCGCCGAGGGGUGCCAGCUGGCUGCCCGUGAGCCCAACGUCACCUCCCUGCACUGCCGGCACCUCAGCAACGUGGCCGUGCUCAUGGAGCUGAGCGGGUUCCCCAGCGAGGCGCGAGGCGCCGUGGAGGUGCUGCACCCGGCCAUGUACACCUGCACAGCCGUGCUGCUGCUCUGCCUCUUCACCACCAUCAUCACCUACAUCGUCCACCACGGCACCAUCCUCAUCCCGCGGAAGGGCUGGCACAUGCUGCUCAACCUCUGCUUCCACAUCGCCAUGACGGCCGCCGUCUUCGCGGGAGGCAUCACCCUCACCGGGUACCGGAUCGUGUGCCAGGCAGUCGGCAUCAUCUUGCACUACUCCUCCCUCUCCACCCUGCUCUGGAUGGCGGUGAAAGCGCGAGUGCUCUACAGGGAGGUGACCUGGAAGGCACCGCGGCAGCCAGACGGGGACAUGUCCCAGCCAGCCCCCAGACCCAUGCUGAGGUUCUACCUGAUCGCCGGUGGGAUCCCCCUCAUCAUCUGCGGGAUCACGGCGGCCGUCAACAUCCACAACUACCAUGACAACAACCCAUACUGCUGGCUGGUGUGGCGGCCCAGCCUGGGAGCUUUCUACGUCCCCGUGGCUUUCAUCCUGCUCGUCACCUGGAUUUAUUUCCUCUGCACCGGGCUCAGCCUCCAGUGCCGACCCUUACGCAGGAAAGACGUCCCGGAGCCACUGGAGCCACCGCCACGGCUGGGGGGCACCGGUGACCUCCUGACAGACUCCGGGUCCAUCUCGGUGACACUGAACUCGGGGCCACCUUGUCCUGAGGGGGACGGCGUCUACUCCCUGCGGGUGCAGUUCUGGGCACUGGUGACCACCCACGCCUUGUACGUGGCGCUGUGGACGUUCGGCGCCAUGGCCGUGUCGCAGCGCUGGUACCUCAACAUCAUCUUCAGCUGCCUCUACGGCGUCACCGCCGUGGCGCUGGGGCUCUUCAUCUUCGUCCACCACUGCCUGCGGCGCCGGGACGUGCUCAGCUCCUGGUUCUCCUGCUGCCCGUCCUACCGGAACGCGCUGCCCAUGCAGGCCUACGUGCACCCCGGGCUGGGGCCAGAGGACGGCUCGCAGGUCUUCAUCGGCUGCCACGACCCAGAGGCAGCUCGUUCUGGCGCCUCCUCCUCCUCCUCACCCAGCAGCGCCGGCUCGGCCAGGGGCCGCUGCAAGAUCACCAACCUGCAGGUCGCCCAGAGCCAGGCGGACGCCCGCCCAGCCGCCUGCCCGGAGCCGGACACCACCGACGGGAAACCCACCAGGCACGCCAGCAACCUCCACGGCCGCAGGAGCCACCGGGGCAGAACUAAGCCGGGACGGGAUGGGAAGCACCACCGCUUGAAAAUGCUGCGGGGCCCCUCGGAGCAGCCGUCCAGCGAGAGCGGGAGCCUCCACAACAGCCACUCCGAGAGCUACCCCAGCGGCAGGACCAGCCCGGCCAGCGGCGGCCGCGUGGGGCCGCGGGGGCCCCAGGAUGGGGAGGCGGCCGCCAGUCCCUCGGAGGGCAGCGACGGCGGGCGGAGGGCGCCCGACUUCGCCGAGGGUCGCCGGAGGAGCGCCAGCCGGGACAGCCUGCGGCCGGGCGGCGCCGCCGACAGGGAGGCCAAGCGCCGCUCCUACCCCCUGAACGUGGGCAGCCACAACGGCGGCCUCAAGGGCAGCAAGUACGACAUCAACCUGGCCAGCGCCGACGGCGUGGCCGGCAUGAAGACCGGCCUCUGGAAGAGCGAGACCACGGUGUGAGGGCGGAGAAGGACCGACGGCUGCGGUGAUCUCCUCCGGAGCUGCUCUGCAGGAAUCACCACAUGCACUAAGCAGGGAAGGGCGGCACAGCCGGGGGGCUCCGCUGACCCUGGGCCCACCUGUUCUCCCUCCACCCCAAGGAGGCUCCGAGCUUCCCACGGUGGUGCUGGAGGGGGGAGAAACUCCAGGCAAUCCUUGCAGGAGUUGCGACCGUGCUCUGAUCACCCCGGUGCGUCGCUUGAGACUGAUCCUAAAUGCUAUUUUAUAUUAUACAGAGGAAAUGUCUAUUUUUCAAAGCUAUAUUAUUGAAUGUAUAUAAAUGUAUAGACAGAGCCGUAAGUGGCGCGAGGGCCUCGCUCCCCGCCCGCGUUCCCCGGGAGGGGGUGGGCACCGGGCCAGGGCCCGCUCGUGCCACGACUGCAAUAUUCCCACUGAGGGACCACCCCAAGUGCCCUUUACGUCCAGACACCGCAGCCCCAGCCUGAGCAAGCGGCUGCUGGAGGGCAGCUGCUCCCUCUGGAGUGGUUUUAUCCAGCGCUCAGCCCUGGGGCUCGCGCGGUGCCAAAGCCAUACUGCAAAGCCAAGCACAAGGUAAGAGGAGCCUCAGCUCCAAGGUGAGGAUCACCUCGAUUGUCUGCACUGCUUUAAUGCCAGACACUAAAGUCACGGCCAGGAAAGGCUCCCAGGCCCUCGGAGGCACAAGCCACGCAAUGGGGUGGGCUGGCAGAGCCGGGACUGACCCUCUGCGCCAAAGCACCAAAGAACCAAGAAGUGUGACAAACCCAGAGCAGGCCCAUGUCCUUAAUCCAGAAAAUAUUCGGGUUUGCUCUUAGGAAGGCAGAGAAACCUCCCUGGGGAGCGGAGACCAUUCCUGGGAAUGCAGGAUAACAAUGCCAAGGAAUUAGGGACCUUCCUCACACAGUUCCCACGAUGCAGUCAAAGGGUUGGAACCUGGAUAAGCACUUACUGUUCCCAUUGAAAAACAAGUCCCCCCCCUUCUUCCCAGCAGGCAGGUAAAACAGCCAGGCUGUGGGGAGGGCUGCAGCAAUGCAGGACGGGAGUCUGGUGCCUCCUCUGCCCUUUCCAGCCUCCCCUGCCUCAGCUUCCCCUGCGUGCAAAUCAGUUUAAUUAUGUAGCUACCUCCGAGGGGUUGAGGGGCCGGCGGGGGCCACGAGCCAGGGGAGGAAAAAGCACUUAGUGGGACUUGGUCCCACCUCAGAACCCCUCACCCCGCAGGGCUGGGGCACCCCUGGGCUUAACCUGCCGCUCCCCCGCCUGCCUCGGCUUCUCUGCCCAGCUUAGAUGCUUAAAUGUUUCAUUGUCCCUGGUAUUUAACACAAUUUAAACCCUUGCUGUGGCUCCUGCAGCCCCCCCAAGCCUGGCUGAUGCCCCAUGGUUCUAUUGCUUUGCUGCACUGUGACAGUAUUAGAGAAAAAGCUUUGUAUUCUUAAUUACACUUUGUUUUGUCUGUUUACAAGCGAACGACAUAUCAACAGAGCUUCCUGCAAUAUCCGGGGGGGGGGGGGGGGGGAAAUAUGCCAAAGAAAUGUCUUUAAAGGGGUCUUUUUUGCAUUUUUAUAUGAAUAGAAUGUUUCUAGCAGAUAUGUUUUGUUUAAUAUAUUAAAGACUUGCCAAUCUGC
Messenger RNA from Empidonax traillii (willow flycatcher), 5516 nucleotides. RefSeq names its product adhesion G protein-coupled receptor A2 (gene ADGRA2). Gene Ontology annotation, molecular function: protein binding; G protein-coupled receptor activity. Gene Ontology annotation, cellular component: Wnt signalosome; plasma membrane. Gene Ontology annotation, biological process: central nervous system development; positive regulation of canonical Wnt signaling pathway; cell surface receptor signaling pathway. Lineage: Eukaryota; Metazoa; Chordata; Aves; Passeriformes; Tyrannidae. Bases 1 to 3876 code for a protein of 1291 amino acids. The record is from RefSeq and is a predicted model, not a curated record. The transcript has 19 exons.